AGGGUGGUUACAGAGCUGUCAUUUUCGAUCGUAUUCAAGGUGUUAAAUCUGUUUCUGUUGGUGAAGGUACUCACUUUUUGGUUCCUUGGCUUCAACGUGCUGUCUUGUUUGAUGUUCGUACCAAGCCUCGUAAUAUUUCCACUACCACAGGUUCCAAGGAUAUGCAAAUGGUUUCCUUGACUCUUCGUGUCCUCCACCGUCCCGAAAUCAAGAAUUUGCCUUCCAUCUAUCAAAAUUUGGGUCUUGAUUACGAUGAAAGAGUAUUGCCUUCUAUUGGUAAUGAAGUCUUGAAGUCCAUUGUUGCUCAAUUUGAUGCUUCUGAAUUGAUUACUCAACGUGAAGUUGUUUCUGCCAAGAUUCGUGAAGAAUUAUACAAGCGUGCUAAAGACUUUAACUUGGCUUUGGAAGAUGUUUCUAUUACCCAUAUGACAUUUGGUAAAGAAUUCACCAAUGCUGUCGAACAAAAGCAAAUUGCUCAACAAGAAGCUGAACGUGCCAAGUUCAUUGUUGAACGUGCUGAACAAGAAAAGCAAGCUGCUAUUAUUCGUGCUGAAGGUGAUUCAGAAGCUGCUGAAAUGAUUUCUACAGCCCUUGCUAAGGCUGGCGAAGGUUUUAUUGCUUUCCGUAGAAUUGAAGCCAGUAAAGAAAUCGCAAGCACUCUUUCUCAAGCUCGUAAUGUUACUUAUUUGCCCAACUCUCAAAAUGGUGGUAAUAUGCUUCUUGGUGUGAAUGCCAAUUAAAAGGAUAAUCUUUUUCUUUUUUAUAUAUAUAUUUCUUUUGUAAUAUAAACAA
Molecule: messenger RNA, 792 nt
Organism: Gilbertella persicaria
Lineage: Eukaryota; Fungi; Mucoromycota; Mucoromycetes; Mucorales; Choanephoraceae
Exons: 3
Coding region: 162-740 (192 amino acids)
Biological process (GO): mitochondrion organization
Cellular component (GO): membrane; mitochondrion
Source: RefSeq, a predicted model, not a curated record